Molecule: messenger RNA, 2485 nt
Organism: Dufourea novaeangliae
Lineage: Eukaryota; Metazoa; Arthropoda; Insecta; Hymenoptera; Halictidae
Gene: RIC-3
Product: microtubule-associated protein 1B
Exons: 8
Coding region: 1-1965 (654 amino acids)
Biological process (GO): synaptic transmission, cholinergic; protein localization to cell surface
Cellular component (GO): intracellular membrane-bounded organelle; neuron projection; neuronal cell body
Source: RefSeq, a predicted model, not a curated record
AUGGCUGAGAUAACGGAUUUCGGCCCAAGAAAGACGGUUUUUAUUCUAGCCAUUGUGGCUGGGUGCUUUGCGGUAUUAUGGCCGAAAAUUUUCUAUCCUAUGCUCACAGCAUCUGUCAAUCCACAUCACACGUCUGAUAGUUCUGCUUGCUGCGAUGUAAUAUUUGAAAGCGACGUCACUGCUGCAGACAUUAUGCAGGAAAUGUGUCAGAACAUAUUGAAGCAUCAUCAAGUUGAUCCACGAGUAAGAGAUGCAUUGAAAAUUAUAAAAUUGACACCUCAAAGUACAAGUUUAUGUAGAGAAGAAAUCUUAGCCAGAUGUGGUAUAGAUCUAUCUACAUUUCUUGCUGAUAGAGAACGCUUGGGAAAAAGUUAUAAACAAGUUUUGGAAGAAAUCAGAUCAUUUAAUAGUUCUCUUUGCCUUAAGAUGCAUUUUGGUAUACCCCUUUCUCAAUUAGGAACACCACACCUCAUCAGAUAUCAUAUUUUAAUGCCGCACAGCACAAUACGCCAAGAACGACGUACACCUCCUCAUGCUGGAGGCUUACAUCCUGCAUUGAGGGAACGAGGUAGAGCCAUACCUUCCUCUCAUAUUGUACCUAAAGUGACAGAUAGACCUGAUCAUGUGGUACCAAAACUGAGACCACCUUUGGGAGGUGCAGGUCAUGUUGUUUCUGCACCAAAAGGAAAUGGUACAAUGGGAAUCAUCAUGCCAUUAUAUACUUUAGGCAUUGUACUGUUUUUCUUGUAUACUAUUGUCAAGGUGCUGAAGAAGAAUUCGGAUAAUGAAAUCAUUUCAGAAUACCCUGGAGCUGCAGCAGAAAAAGAAUUUCGAAAAAUGGUAUUUAGUCCUGAACCCUUUGCUACUGCAAUGUCUGGUGGUACAGCAUGUAACUUACUUUUCCGCAAGGAAAGAUCACAAUCACCUAACAGACUUUCACCUACAGACAAGUUAAAGGAUCAAGCAGCAGGAGACAUAAAGAUAGAUCACCUGACACGACGUUUGGUCGAGACGGAAGCAGCCAUGGAAAGAAUUGUUGUCAAGAUAGACAACAUGUCACGAUCAGUUAUGCGUCCAAGCUCACAACAAGAAUUCAAGGAAAUGAGGGAUACUACUUGUCUAACACCCACUGCAAACAGCGUGAGAGGCGCCUCCGAUGAACAGGCCAGACCUAUCUAUUUAGAAGGCGCGUUACCUCCACAGUGUGAAUUACUUGUAACAGAUUCAGAAACACAAGCACAAAAAAUAGAGGAGGAUGCAGAAGCACCUGUUGUACUCUCAGGCAAAAUGACCCUUUCCCUCAUCAGUCUCGACCAAACUGCAGCUGAAUCCGAAGAAGAGAAUCAAGAAAUAAGGAAAGUAGAGGAUGUAACAGUUCUAAAUACAAAUGAUACGGAAAAAUCGUCGAAGAUUGGUGGUUCACUUGCAGACAUAGAACAUGAAGAAACACAAGUUACUUGUACAGUUGACGAUGAGGAGAACGAAGAUCGACUAAAAGACGAGAAUGAAGCGAAAGGGGUGAAACAUGAAAUGGAGGAUGACGAAGAUGAAGACGAUGAAAUUAAUGAAGAAAGUGGGGUUGAGGAGGAAGAGGAAGAAGAAGAGGAGGAGGAGGUGGAGGAGGAGGAGGAGGAGGAGGAGGAGGAGGAGGAAGAUGAAGACGAGGGCGACGAUAAUGAUAAUGAUGAAAGAAAAGAAAAUGUGAAUUUAAAUUACAACCAAAGAGAGGAGCAAGAAAAUGAUGCCGAAAAAGAAGUAGAAGGUGAAGAAGAAUACGAAGAAGAAGUUUUUGAGGAGGAAGAAGUAGAGGACGAUGACAAUGACGAAACCGAAGAUGGUGAAGACGAACAAGAAAAAGAUGCCGAUGCGGAUGAAAAAGAAGAGCUAAAUGAAAGUGAAAGAAGUGCAGAAGAAACGGGGGACGAAGAGGUAGAUAAGAAGGAAAAGGGUGGAAGAAGUUUAUAAGAAACUAGAAAAUUGUUGCACUAACAAUUUCGAAUUGAUAAUUGACGUUUACGAAGUGGAAAGGAAAACAAAACAGAUGAUUCUAAGUGAAAUAAGAGAGAAAUAGAUAAUUACCACGGUGGUGGUAGAACAACGAAAUGAAUCAAAGUUUAAACAUUAACAAGGAAAGUGAGAUAAAAAAGGGUGACAAUGGGUGGCCUUGUAGUGGAAAGACGAUUCAGAAGAAAACGAACCUAAAGUAAUAGAGAAAUAAUUGAUUAUAUCAGUGUUUACCAAUCUUUCCGAAUGACGUGUUGCAGUAAAAAAAAAUAAUAAAACAGUUUGACAAAUGUAACGACAGCCGAUAAAAGUGUUGGUCAAUCAUCGCCAAGAAGAACCUAAUAAGUUCAGAAGACUCGAAUUUAUCGCAUGCUUAAAUUAUUGUCUGCUGUAUCCUGUAUUUCAUAAUAUCAGAAAUUUGUUAAUCAAAGGGGCCAAGUAAGAGGUAGUGCUUCAUCUACAUGUUCGAUACUGUUAUUAC